UACAAGUUUAAAUCGUCGAUUCCUACGUUUUCAUUUUGCUUUGAAUUCAAUAUCGUGCAAGAUGAACUGAGGGAUGCUGUCCUUCUUGUGUUUGCAAACAAACAAGAUCUUCCAAACGCAAUGAAUGCUGCAGAAAUAACCGACAAGCUUGGCCUUCACUCUCUCCGCCAACGUCAUUGGCAUGAUGGAGCUGCUGGUACAAUUUUGUUGCGCUUGAAAGAGACCAAUAGUGAUUGUGGAGAAGAGAGAAUGAAGAGGAAACAAGUAUUAAUA
Messenger RNA from Thlaspi arvense, 273 nucleotides. The record is from the annotation of a GenBank genome assembly. Lineage: Eukaryota; Viridiplantae; Streptophyta; Magnoliopsida; Brassicales; Brassicaceae.